AAAGUAAUGAACCUUCAAAAUGGCGCCACGUAGAAAAAGUAUUGGCUCUCUACGCGUUCCACUAACUGACAGUUUAAACAAGGAAAAUAAUUAUUUGCGUUCGUUAAGUGAUUUUCAAGCACGAGUUCGCAGACGAGAAAGUAUUCGAAAUUGUAAAAAUGUAGCUGAAUAUGAUUUGGAGCAAAAAAUUAAAUUGGAAACUAAAAUAAAAGAAGGCUCUUCCAGAUUGUUGGCUGCUGCGCGGCAUCCUGCACAAAGUUUGGAGGCUGCACGUGCUUUAUUUACUUCUAACAAACGAAUGUCCGCCUAUAUGGUUGAGUUAGAAAACCGAGGAAAAGAUGCGUCGUUGAAAACAGGCAAUUCAGAUAGCAAGGGCAAAUUAUCUAUCUCGGAUCUUAGAUUUCCUUUGAUGUGGAGAGAUUCUGAUUACUUUAAAAACCGUGGAGAUUAUCGAAGAUUCGCGAUUUUUUGUAUAGUUCGAAUUGGCGCAGAAGUUCAGGACACGAGUUUACUUUUUCCAAUCGAUAGAAAGCAAACGGAUAUUAGCUUUCCUGACGUUUUAUUAUUCAAUAACGUAUCAGCUGAAUUUGAAUUAUCUUUAGAAGUUUAUAGUCAUAUUUUGCAAGAGGACCUUAGUAUUGCCAGCACGCCGAGAAAGAUCAGAAGAACUAUUCAUUCUUCAAUUUCGAAAACAGUAGGUCGAAAGUUUGCAGCCGCUCUACGAAAUGAAAAUGAGUCUAAUAAAGCACCACAGUUUGAGUUACUGGCUUACGCAAAGAUGACCCUUAACGAUACCAAUGAGAAUAUACGUUCACAUGAUCUAAUAUUAAACAAUUUUGGUAGUAAAGCUAGUGCAUUGCCGCUUUUCGGACAUUUUUGCUGUCGUUUAGCUAUUCAACCGUAUUACAUCGAUAAGGAAGUUUGUGCUGGAUUCGCAAUUAUAAAUAAUCGACGAUGCUGGAUACGAUUACGAAGUUUUCAGAUUGAAGUUUGGAAAUCGAAGAAAUGUUUGGAAAAAUUAGAAAAACCUACGUAUACGAUUUGUGUAAACAAGGAAACUAUUGUCCGCCGAUCGAAAUCAACGAAAAAUCAAUUACGUAUGAUCAAUCACCUAAAUGGUAACGAGAUACGUGAUGUUAUAGAAUUAUAUUCAAACGAAGAUGUUCAAGAAUGGUUUGAAAAAUUGGAAACAUGCAUUAAAGAAUAUGUCAGAUGGAAACAUGCAGCGAUAACAGUUCAACAAAUUCCACAUUCCGAGUAUUCGAAUGAAAAUAUAAAUAUAAUGAAUACUUUUAAUGGAAGGAACAGACGACACCGAUCUCUUUAUGACGAAACUUCUUUAACAGAUAAUAUUUGCAGGGAAGAAAACAUACUUUGCUCUACAUAAAAGUUUUAUUUCAAGUAUAUUAAUAUUUGCUAAAUAAUAAAAAUUAUAGUUAUUAAAACCUGUGAAUAAUAUAAGAAUAAAAAUUGUAAAAAUUUUAAUAUAUAGAAA
Messenger RNA from Bombus pyrosoma, 1495 nucleotides. Its product is annotated as rhotekin-2-like. Gene Ontology annotation, biological process: actomyosin contractile ring assembly; septin ring organization; mitotic cytokinesis. NCBI's taxonomy places the organism in Eukaryota, Metazoa, Arthropoda, Insecta, Hymenoptera, Apidae. The transcript has 4 exons. Bases 20 to 1387 code for a protein of 455 amino acids. Gene Ontology annotation, cellular component: actomyosin contractile ring. The record is from RefSeq and is a predicted model, not a curated record.